AUGGCCUUCAUCUUGCCUGGCUCUGUGCGAUCACGCCUGCCUGGCCUCACCCUCCGACGGGUACGAAGCACGCCCGACGCUCGUGGCAUUGCUAUCCUGGAGAGAACGAACAGUGAUGCCAGUCUGCCGGACGACGGCAACGGCUCGACACCCACAGAGACCGGAAGCAGUCUUGCAGUACGCCCUAGAGCAGCAACAGCGACGAUGAGAAUGGGAGCGCCAGAUAGUUCAUCGGUCGUGCCCUACAGUACCUCGAGCACGUACUUAUCAGCAAGUGGCGGCGACUCACUUGCUUUGAACCUAGCGUAUGCACAUCUGCACGCAGUCUGCCAGUCUCGGACCGCCACUAUCCCACAAGAUCCGCGGAUGGAACGCACAUUGUUGGUAGAUGCAGCCAAAUACUCGAUGCUGGCCCUUCCAAAAGAUUUGUCAGAUGCGGAACUAGUCAGUCUCUGGAACACCAUGCCAGAUCAACCGCAGUGCCGAACGGAUCACGACAUACGAGAACGGAGCCGGCUGAGACGAUUCAUUGCUUUGAUGACGAAGGUGUUCAUAUCGUGCAUGCUGCUAUUGCUGCCAGUGUUGGCCAUGGCUGGUGACGGCGCAGUUCGACUUGAGAGGAGAUUCGAACUCACCCAAGGCCUGACAAAUGCCAUCGUCUCCCUGGUGAGCAAAUUGGAGAACCUCAAUCCAUGGGCAGUGCUACAAGCGACUAAACAGAGCCAGACUUUGGGUUGGACUGUAGGCGUAGGGCAUUGGAUGGUGAACGGUGUUGUUGGCGGAGCUCUAGACGGGUGGCACGAUGCCGUUGACCAGCGGUCAGCUUCAGCAUCAAGACGGACGUCAAUAAGAAGCUGA
This is a messenger RNA of Cyphellophora attinorum, 858 nucleotides long. RefSeq lists its product as uncharacterized. The transcript has a single exon. Lineage: Eukaryota; Fungi; Ascomycota; Eurotiomycetes; Chaetothyriales; Cyphellophoraceae. The record is from RefSeq and is a predicted model, not a curated record. Bases 1 to 858 code for a protein of 285 amino acids.